AUGGCCAUACCUGUCGCGCGCGGGCACCUCGCCAUGGCGCACGCGGCUCUUCCCGGGCUGCUCCCGACCCCGCCCAAGUGCACGAUGCUGCCGCUGCUCCCGGCGCCGCCGUGCGCCGUCAUCCUCCCUAACAAUUCGCCUGCCAGUGCCAGGCCCAGCCGCGCCGACGCCGCGGGGGGGUGGGACGCGCACAAGACCAAACCAGCCGGCAGCCCGGCGUCGUUGUCGUCGUCGUCGUCGUCCUCAGGUGGCCGCGCGAGCAGCUACAUGAUCAGCCGCGCGGACUCCGAUGAGAGGUGGGACGCGCACAAGAAGCCUGCGAGCCCAGCAUCAUCGUCGACGGCGUCGUCGUCCUCGGCGAUCAGCAACAAGACGAAGACCCGCUGGCCGACGAGCUCGACGACGGCGAGAGCAGCACCGGGGAGCAACGACGUGGAGUCGUCGUUUAUGCCACGGCAUCUGCCGCCGCCGCGGUCAUUCUACGCUGGACCGGGCUUCAUCACCUCGCCGGAGUCGAGCAUGCUUCCCAAACCAUCGUUCAUGAUCCGUGUUGCCUAG
Messenger RNA from Panicum virgatum (switchgrass), 558 nucleotides. Its product is annotated as putative protein TPRXL. The coding region runs from base 1 to 558 and encodes 185 amino acids. Lineage: Eukaryota; Viridiplantae; Streptophyta; Magnoliopsida; Poales; Poaceae. The record is from RefSeq and is a predicted model, not a curated record. The transcript is spliced from 2 exons.